Molecule: messenger RNA, 930 nt
Organism: Neoarius graeffei (lesser salmon catfish)
Lineage: Eukaryota; Metazoa; Chordata; Actinopteri; Siluriformes; Ariidae
Product: Na(+)/H(+) exchanger beta-like
Biological process (GO): regulation of pH; sodium ion transport; proton transmembrane transport
Cellular component (GO): membrane
Molecular function (GO): sodium:proton antiporter activity
Source: RefSeq, a predicted model, not a curated record
AUGAAUUGGUUACAGGUAUUGUACCAUCUGUUGGAGGAGUUUGCUGGCAGAGGCACGGUGGAGCUCAGCGAUGCUCUACUGGGUGUGUUGAGCUUCCUAAUCGCGGUGGGCAUGGUUUAUGGCAUCAUGGCAGCUGUCACCUCUCGCUUUACCUCACAGUCACGUGUCAUCGAGCCACUUUUCAUCUUCCUUUACAGCUACCUGGCAUACCUGUCAGCUGAGGUGUUCCACCUGUCUGGCAUCAUGGCUCUCAUUGUAUGUGGCGUGGUCAUGUGGCCCUGUGUGGAGGCCAACAUUUCCCACAAGUCUUACACCACAAUAAAGUAUUUCCUGAAGAUGUGGAGCAGUGUGAGUGAGACGCUCAUCUUCAUCUUCCUCGGUGUUUCCACGGUAGCAGGACCGCAUCACUGGAACUUUAUCUUCAUCAUCCUCACCAUCAUCCUCUGCCUGAUCUCCCGUGUACUGGGAGUGGUGGGACUGAGCUUCAUCAUGAAUAAAUUCCACAUGGUGAAAUUAAUGGGAAAAGACCAGUUCAUCGUGGCCUACGGCGGCCUGCGGGGAGCCGUCACCUUCUCACUGGCCUUCCUGCUCUCCAGUGAACACUUCCCCAUGAAGAACAUGUUCCUUACUUCCAUCAUCACACUCAUCUUCUUCACAGUCUUUGUUCAGGGAAUGACGAUCCGCCCACUGGUGGAGCUUCUGGCAGUGAAGAAGAAAAGCCACACCAAGUUUACAAUAAACGAGCAAAUACAUACACAGUUUCUUGACCAUGUGCUGAUGGGAAUCGAGUACAUCUGUGGUCAUUAUGGACACCUUCACUGGAAGGACAAGCUGACUCAGUAGCGCUACAUGAGGAAGUGGCUGAUCUCAGGAGACAGGUCUGAGGAACCACAGCUCAUCUCCUUCUAUAAUAAACUGGAGAUGAAGUAG